Marchantia polymorpha subsp. ruderalis is the source of this 1781-nucleotide messenger RNA. The record is from the annotation of a GenBank genome assembly. Lineage: Eukaryota; Viridiplantae; Streptophyta; Marchantiopsida; Marchantiales; Marchantiaceae.
CGGAUGGUUGGCUCUGAGAGCCCGCGGCAAGAUCAGGUUUUCGAAAGGGUGUAAAUCGAGGCAUGGCAGAGGGGGGCCUUGGGGAUUGAAGACCUAGCAGUCGCAGUGUUUCUCGGGAAGCAUAGAAGAGGUCGGUGCAGGAAGGAUCGACAGUUCGAUUUGUCGUGCGAGGUCGAGGAAAUUGAAGCUUUGGCGCUUUGCUGCUCGCGUUUUUGCAGAAUCAGAGGCAGAAGGCCUUGUGAGUGAAACAUGGCUGCCUCCUGCAUCUCCGUGACGGUGAGCGCUGCGGCGUCUCUGGUGGCCGUCGGAAGGUCGGUGGAGUCCGGCGUUUCCAGCCAGACUGCUCGCCAUGGUCUCGCGUUCCCCUCCAUCAGCGCAUCGUGCAGCGUUGAGAGGAAAUUGGGCUCGGGCCUUUCUUUUUUCUCGUUCAGCUCCAGGACUGUUAGAAACAAUGGACUUGUUGCCAGGGCUGUGGAAUUAGACGAAACUAAGGACGGGAUUUUGUUCUCUGAUGAUACUCCCGACAGCGAGCCCGCGGCGGUCGAGGAGACCCCGGCGCCUGCCGCUGGUACCACGAAGCUUUAUGUCGGCAACUUGCCUUGGUCCGUCGACAGCAAGGCACUGGCAGAAAUCUUCCAGGACUCUGGAAAUGUCGAACUUGUGGAAGUUAUCUACGACAGAGACACGCAGAGAAGCAGAGGAUUCGCUUUUGUGACCAUGCGUACCUCCGAGGAUGCGGAAAGAGCCAUAGAGACUCUCGACGGCUACGAGCUCGAAGGCCGAGUGUUGAAGGUAAAUUACCCCCAGACUUCGAAGGAUGGUCCCAGGUCAUUCCGAAACGACAGGCCCCCACGCAGAGACGGCGAAGGAUUUUCUCCCAGAUCCGGUGGCGGUUCCAGCUCCGUCAACAAGAUAUUCACAGGAAACCUCUCGUGGAGUGUAGAUGAUGUGGCCCUGGCUCAGCUCUUCAGCGAGUAUGGACAGGUUGUGGAUGCCAAGGUUGUUCAUGACAGAGAAACCGGACGCUCAAGAGGUUUCGGAUUUUGCACCAUGUCCAGCAAGACCGAAGUGGACAAUGCCAUCCAAGCUCUGGAUGGAGCGGAGUUUGAUGGAAGGAUCUUGAGGGUGAACCAUGCCGGUGACAAGCCCGAGCGAAGAGACUCUCCUCGCCGUGAGUACUGAAAUUGAAUUGUCAUUGUUAUUCGAUUCCUGAGGCUUAAUGAAAUCUGACGGGAGGAUUAUUUUGAGGAGAUUCAUGGGAGUCAUGCGUUAGGUAGCUUAGAUGUGAACCCUGAACUCUAUCGGAGUUCCACUUGUAUAAUGACAGUUUUACACUUAUUUAAGAUAUGAGUAGACCUGAAUAAUUGGAGUUUGUUGCACAUAAGGGAAGUUAUACACAUGCUUUUAUUGCUGUAAGUGAUAACUAUCUUGAGUUGUACACCGUGAAGAAUUGCAAGAUGCUUAUCCGCCUGCUGUUCCGGAUGUUACCCACAACAUUUGUUCUUACGUGGAGUGUCGAGUGUGAUUCACCUGUGGUAUAGAUCAUGGUGACGUUUGACCGAGCGUAUUGCUUGUAAACGAUGUUUCAACAAUGAGAUGUAUAUUUUUUUUCAAAGCAACGAGACACUGCAAUUAUCAUCGCACAGAGUAGUCGGGAAAAAACUGGUAGUGAAGGAAAACUAUAAUUUGGACAAUUCAUCAUUUUCGUUGCCGUCGAGACUGUAAAUGUGAGUGCCCGAAGAAAAUUUGUUGAAUGAUGGUAGGCAGGAAAAAUUUAAAAU